AUGGCUCUCGCAAUCAUCAUCUUUCUCAUAUCUAUUGCUUCACAAGCUUCAAUAAACAUGCUGUUAACUACAACAAUGGCCAUGCCAUUAAGUUCUGAGACUGAUAAGCUUGCUUUGUUGACUUUGAAGGACAAGCUUACUAAUGGUGACUCAAAUGUUCUGCCAUCAUGGAAUGAGUCUCUUCAUUUCUGUGAAUGGCAGGGCGUUACAUGUGGUCGCCGCCAUAAGAGAGUCUCAGCAUUGCAUUUGCAAAAUCAAGACUUGGGUGGUACUCUUGCACCAUCAUUGGGAAAUCUAACCUUCCUCAAGAAGCUCAAUCUUACUGACCUCAACUUGUACGGUCAGAUUCCAAGACAAGUUGGUCGUUUAAAGAAGCUGCAGAUUCUUAGCUUCCAGCAGAAUCAUCUUCAUGGUGAGAUUCCUAUGGAGCUGAUCAACUGCUCAAGUCUUAAGAAAAUUGACUUGUCCUACAACAAUUUAACUGGGAAAGUUCCAUCAUGGUUUGGAUCCAUGAUGCAACUUACUAUGUUGGAGCUUGGAUUCAAUAAUCUAGUUGGUAAUAUCCCACCAACCUUGGGGAAUCUUUCAUCACUUGAUACAUUGUAUCUUGCAGGAAACAAUUUGGAAGGUCCUAUAAUUCAUGCUUUGGGAAGGUUGUCAAAUUUGGAGUACCUCUCUUUGAGUACCAAUAAUUUGUCAGGCCAAGUUCCUAAUGCGUUCUACAACCUUUCAAAUCUUCAAGUUCUUGAUAUAAGUAACAACAAACUAGUGGGUCCUAUUUCUUCAAAUUUACACCUUGCUUUUCUCAAUCUAUCUGUUUUUGUUGUUGCAUCACUUGGUGCAUGUUCUGCAUUGACAGAGCUUUAUCUAGAUGCAAACUUCUUCCAUGGAAACAUACCUUCCUUCUUGGGUUCUCUAAGAUCACUUGAAUUCUUAGGACUUUCCAACAACAGCUUCUCAGGCACAAUCCCGUAUGAACUUGAGAACUUGACACAGUUGAAUGCUUUGGACCUUUCCAAUAACCAGCUCUAUGGCAAGGUCCCAUUAGGAGGAAUAUUUAGUAACAUUACAGUAAUAUCACUCAUUGGAAACAAGGAUCUCUGUGGUGGGAUACCUCAACUGAAUUUCCCUCCAUGUCCAAAGUUGCCCUCAAAUAAACACAAGAGCUCUCGUAAAAAGAAAAUUAUUCUCAUCAGUGUUAUUGGAGGGCUUUUGAUCUCUUUCAUUAUUUUUGUUAGCAUCUAUUGUUUCAUGAGGAAGCCCAAGAAGUUACCUUUUUUACCAUCAUUGGAACAUAAGUACUUGAGGGUUUCUUAUGGAGAGCUACAUCAAGCAACAAAUGGAUUUUCUUCAUCCAAUUUAGUUGGCACAGGAAGUUUUCGUUCUGUGUAUAGAGGAACCCUUGUUCAUUUUGAGAGACCUGUUGCCGUGAAAGUGUUGAACCUUCAAACACGCGGCGCAUCAAAGAGUUUCAUGGCCGAAUGCAAAGCUCUAGGAAAAAUCAAGCACAGAAACCUUAUCAACAUAUUGACUUGUUGUUUAAGUGUUGAUUACAAAGGGGAUGAUUUCAAGGCCAUAGUGUUUGAGUUCAUGCCUAAUGGGAGUCUAGAAACCUUGUUACACCACACUAUUGAAGAUAGCGAGUCAACAAAUCCAAGUCUCAACCUUAUGCAAAGAGUAAAUAUUGCUCUUGAUGUAGCUUUUGCAUUAGAUUAUCUUCACAAUGAUUUAGAGGAAGCUGUAGUUCAUUGUGAUAUAAAGCGAAGCAAUGUUUUACUUGAUGAUGACAUGGUUGCCCACUUGGGAGACUUUGGAUUAGCUAGGUUUGUUCAUGGUGUCGCAAGCCACUCUAGCAGUGAUAAAGGAAGUUCCUCUGUAAUCAAGGGAACCAUCGGAUAUGUUCCACCAGAGUAUGGAGCAGGUGGGUCAAUAUCAGCAAAAGGAGACAUCUACAGCUAUGGAAUUCUUCUUCUGGAGAUAGUAACCGGAAAGAGACCAACAGAUGGCAUAUUUGGUGAAGAUCUAAGCCUACACAAGUUCUGUAAAAUGGCAAUUCUAAAAGGAAUUUCUGAGAUUGUUGAUUCAAGAUUGCUCAUUGCAAUUGAUGAACAAGAGGGAAGAAGGGUUACACAACAGCAAAAUAUCAAGGAGUGUUUAGAAUCAUUUGCUAUGAUUGGAGUUGCAUGUUCUGAAGAGUUUCCCACUCAACGGAUGAACAUUAAAGAUGUCAUAAUGGAGCUUCAUGCAAUUAAACACAAACUGCUUCCAUAG
Arachis stenosperma is the source of this 2271-nucleotide messenger RNA. RefSeq names its product LRR receptor-like serine/threonine-protein kinase EFR. The transcript has 4 exons. Bases 1 to 2271 code for a protein of 756 amino acids. Gene Ontology annotation, molecular function: ATP binding; protein kinase activity; protein binding. Gene Ontology annotation, biological process: protein phosphorylation. Gene Ontology annotation, cellular component: plasma membrane. The record is from RefSeq and is a predicted model, not a curated record. NCBI's taxonomy places the organism in Eukaryota, Viridiplantae, Streptophyta, Magnoliopsida, Fabales, Fabaceae.